AUGAUGUUAACAUUGCCUGGUCCAGUGGCUUACUCGCCUUUCAGAGUCAGUGGACUGAUUAAUAACAUCAAUACAGCGGUCAAUUCGUCGGCAGUCAUCGGUUUGAGAACUGUCUAUGUUCAUUAUGUUUCAGUGAAAGAUGGAUCAGAUCUUGCUAAGAACAACGAAAAGCUGACUGUUCUCAAUUCGUUGCUUGAAUACGACUCGAAGCCUGAUGUAAAUGAACCAUUAACCAAGGUAUUAGUUGAUGCCAUUACCAGUGAGAACCAACAGAUCCCCGAUAAUGCUUAUUUGUUGAGAGUGGUUCCUAGAAAGGGCACUAUUUCUCCUUGGAGCUCUAAAGCCACCAAUAUCUUACAUAACUGUGGUUUGGUAGACGAUGUCGAGCGAGUCGAAAGAGGUUUGGCUUUGAUUAUUCAAGUUCGCAAGGGAUUCCCCUUGGAUGAACAUCUCAAGUCUGGUGUUUUCCUUGAUUUCAUCUACGACAGAAUGACCCAGUCUAUCUUGGAAAGAAUCCCCGAAAAGGCUGAUUUCUUUGCUACUCAUGAACCUAAGCCAUUAGUCUCAGUUCCUCGAAAUGGCAUUGCUGCUGCUAACAAAUCUCUUGGUUUGGCUCUGGAUCAGCCCGAAAUCGACUAUCUGACUUCAUCUUUCCCUAACAGAGAUCCUACUGACGUUGAAUUGUUCAUGUUCGCACAGGUAAACUCUGAACACUGUCGUCAUAAGAUCUUUAAUGCUGACUGGAAAAUCGAUGGCGAGGCCAAGCCUUACUCCCUUUUCAAGAUGAUUAGAAACACUCAUGAAAAGAACCCUAAAUACACCAUCUCGGCUUACUCGGAUAAUGCCUCUGUCCUUGAGGGUCAUGAAGCAACCUACUAUGCCCCUGAUCCCAAAACCAAGGAGUAUCAGCAAAUAAAGGAAACUGUACACUUUUUGACCAAGGUGGAGACUCACAACCACCCUACUGCCGUGUCUCCUUUCCCUGGUGCCGCUACUGGUUCCGGUGGUGAAAUCAGAGAUGAAGGUGCUGUUGGUAGAGGUUCCAAGUCAAAGGCUGGUUUAUCUGGUUACUCAGUUUCUGAUUUGUUGAUUCCUGAUUUCAAGCAACCUUGGGAGUUGGAUGUUGGCAAGCCUGCCCAUAUUUCAAGUCCUUUGGACAUUAUGUUGGAAGCUCCAAUUGGAUCGGCUGCUUUCAACAACGAGUUUGGUCGUCCUGCUAUUGGCGGUUACUUCCGUACUUUGACCACUUCUGUGACCAAUGCUGCUGGCAAGCAAGAGAUUCGUGGUUUCCACAAGCCCAUUAUGCUUGCUGGUGGUAUGGGUUCUAUUCGUCCCCAAUUCGCUCUCAAGAACCGCAAAAUCACUCCUGGUGCUGCUUUGAUUGUUCUUGGUGGUCCCUCUAUGCUUAUUGGUCUGGGUGGUGGUGCUGCUUCUUCCGUCUCGUCUGGUGAGGGAAGUGUUGACUUGGACUUUGCCUCUGUUCAAAGAGGAAACCCCGAGAUGCAACGUCGUGCCCAAAUGGUCAUCGAUGCCUGUGUUGCUCUUGAUGGAGCAAACCCAAUUCAGUCGAUUCACGAUGUAGGUGCUGGUGGUUUAUCCAAUGCCUUGACUGAAUUGGUUCAUGAUAACGACCUAGGUGCUAGAUUCGAGCUUAGAGACGUUCCCAAUGUUGAACCUGGAAUGUCUCCUAUGGAAAUCUGGUGUUGUGAAGCUCAAGAGCGUUAUGUUUUGGGUGUCUCUCCAUCUGACUUGGAUACCUUCAAGGCCAUUUGUGAGCGUGAACGUGCUAUUUAUGCCGUUGUUGGUUAUGCCACUAGUGAACAGCGACUUGUAUUGCACGACAGACUCCUUGACUGUACUCCUAUUGAUAUGGAAAUGUCUGUUUUGUUUGGUAAACCACCCAAGCUCAGCAGAGUUGCCACUACCAGACAAUUGAAAUUAGAGCACUUUGAGACCUCAAGUAUUUCUAUCAAGGAUGCUGCUGAUAGGGUAUUAAAACUUCCUGCUGUUGGCUCCAAGUCAUUUUUGAUUACUAUUGGUGAUAGAUCAGUAACUGGUUUGAUUGCCCGUGAACAAAUGGUUGGCCCUUGGCAAGUACCUGUCGCCGAUGUUGCUGUUACUAUUACUUCACACGGUGCUGGAAUCCAUACUGGUGAGGCAUUUGGUAUCGGUGAACGUCCUACUGUGGCCCUUAUUAAUGCUGGUGCUUCUGCCAAACUUUCAGUUGCUGAGUCGCUUCUCAAUAUCUUUGCUUCUGAUACUACUUUGGAGCGCAUCCGACUUUCUGCUAACUGGAUGGCUGCUCCUGCCCAUGAGGGUGAAGGUGCCGCUUUGUACGAAGCUGUCCAGGCUAUUGGUUUGGAUCUAUGUCCAGAGCUCGGUAUUGCAAUCCCUGUCGGUAAAGAUUCCAUGUCUAUGAAGAUGAAGUGGGAUAAGAAGGAGGUAACAUCGCCAAUGUCAGUUGUCAUUACUGCUUUCGGCCCUGUCAAUGAUGUGCGUCGCACUUGGACUCCUCAAUUGGAGAGAAUUGAAGGCUCCAAAUUGGUCCUUGUAGACCUCGGUGCUGGAAAGAAUAGAUUGGGCGGUUCUGCUGUUGCUCAAGUCUAUGGACAAAUUGGUAAUGAGGCUCCUGAUGUGGAUGCCAAAUUGUUGAAAUCAUUCCUCCAUGCAUUGGAGACUUUACACAAGAAAGAUGAUCUUGUAUUGGCAUAUCAUGAUAGAUCUGAUGGUGGUCUUCUUGUCACUGCUUUGGAAAUGGCUUUUGCCGGUCGUGUCGGUCUCCACCUUGAUGUUGAAGAUCCUAGUAGCGACCUGGUUGCUUCUUUGUUCAAUGAAGAACUCGGUGCUGUAUUCCAGGUUGUUGAUGUCGAAGGUUUCAAGGCUGUUCUGCUUGAAGCUGGUGUUCCAGAGUCUGUCAUUUCGGUUGUUGGUACUGUAAAGUCUGCUAAAGACCAAGCUAUCUCCCUCAGAUUCAAUGGCCAGCCUGCAUGGGAGGAAUCUCGUGCUGCUCUCCAACAAACCUGGUCUUUGACCUCAUACAAAAUGCAGAGACUUAGAGAUAAUCCAAAGGCUGCUGACCAGGAAUUUAGUAAUAUUGCUGACAAUUCCGACCCAGGUUUGUCUUUUAAGCUCACAUUUGAAAACACACCUAUUCCCGCCAAUCUUCUUACUCAUAAGCCUAAGGUUGCUAUUUUACGUGAACAAGGUGUUAAUGGUCAUGUUGAAAUGGCCUAUGCUAUGCAACAAGCUGGUUUCACCCCCAUUGAUGUACACAUGUCCGAUUUGAUGUCGAAACAAGUGUCUCUGAAUGAAUUUGUGGGUUUUGCUGCUUGUGGUGGAUUUUCUUAUGGUGAUGUUCUUGGUGCAGGUGCCGGAUGGGCUAAAUCUGUUCUUUUCCACGAUAAUCUCAAGAAGGAGUUCUCGCACUUUUUCAACGACAGAAAGGAUACCUUUGCUAUCGGUGUCUGCAACGGUUGUCAGUUCUUAUCUAGAAUCAAAUCGCUUUUGCCAGGAGCUGAUAACUGGCCCUCUUUUGAGCGUAACUUGUCAGAGCAAUACGAGGCUCGUACCGUUGUUGUCGAGAUUGUUGACGACAGUGCUCCUGGUACCGAACCUAGUAUCUUCCUCAACUCUAUGCGUGGAUCCAGAUUCCCUGUCGCUGUUGCCCAUGGUGAAGGUUAUGCCUCGUUCGAUAGUGAGGACCAUUUGAAGAAAUUUUCUCACGAUAACCUUGCUGUUGUUCGAUACGUUGACAACUAUGGAAAGGUCACUGAAAAGUAUCCAUUUAAUCCCAACGGAUCUCCCGAAGGUAUUACCGGUAUUCGCACACCUAAUGGUCGUGUCUUGGCCAUGAUGCCCCAUCCCGAACGUGUUGUUAUCAAGGAAGCCAACUCGUGGUACCCCAAGGAUCUCGACUUUGAGGACGGUCCAUGGUUAAGACUGUUCCGCAACGCCAGACAAUGGGUUAAUUAG
Molecule: messenger RNA, 3972 nt
Organism: Sugiyamaella lignohabitans
Lineage: Eukaryota; Fungi; Ascomycota; Dipodascomycetes; Dipodascales; Trichomonascaceae
Gene: ADE6
Product: phosphoribosylformylglycinamidine synthase
Exons: 1
Coding region: 1-3972 (1323 amino acids)
Biological process (GO): 'de novo' IMP biosynthetic process
Molecular function (GO): phosphoribosylformylglycinamidine synthase activity
Source: RefSeq, a predicted model, not a curated record